GUUGCAAAGCUGGAAAUAUAAGUGGAUGCUUUUUGCAAGAUGGGCUCAGAUGACACAUUCAGAGCACUUGCAAUAGAAGAAGUUAUUAUCCCUUGAGAUAACAAAGAGAGAGAGAUAGAAGAAGUUAUUAUCCCUUGAGAUAACAAACAAAACACAGAGAAAGAGAGAGAGAGAGAGAGAGAGAGAGGGGGAGAGAGAGAUGUGGAGGUCACAGGAGUGGGAGGAGAGAUGCAGGAAGCACUUUGAGCACAAGCAGUCCAAAGGAGUGUGCCCCUACUGCUUGAGGGAGAAGCUGAUUCACCUGUCAGCUUCCUCCUCCGCUUCGACGACCGCAAACGCAUCUUCUUCUUCUUCCUCCUCUCCGACUGACUCCUCCGGUUGCGCUGCCUCCCCUCCAGGCGAAGAACCCAACUUCACCAACAAUUCUCAACAGUUAUUCAAAGAAAACAUGGUGACCAAAGCCGAGGCGACGAAGGAAACAACGAGGUCUCUUUCUUUGGAUGUGAAGGAGAAUAAAGCAGAGGAGAAACAAGGGAGAGAGGAGGAGAACAUGGAGAAGAAGGAGCAGAAGAAGAAGAAGAGGUUUUGGGCUAAGCUGUUGCACUCAAAAACCAUGAAGGAGAAGAGUUCUACCAAGUGGAUGUUCUAUUGAGGGUGUUUCUUAUAAAUAAUCUGUUUAUGUUUUCUUUUUAUUGUAUUGUAUGCAUAUAAGAUAAAGGAAAAUAAGGUCAAUUUGUAUAAAAAAUUCACAAGUUUUAAGAUUUUGUAAAAUUGGACCGUUA
Messenger RNA from Ananas comosus (pineapple), 782 nucleotides. RefSeq lists its product as uncharacterized. The record is from RefSeq and is a predicted model, not a curated record. The transcript has a single exon. The coding region runs from base 200 to 652 and encodes 150 amino acids. Lineage: Eukaryota; Viridiplantae; Streptophyta; Magnoliopsida; Poales; Bromeliaceae.